Alnus glutinosa is the source of this 2411-nucleotide messenger RNA. RefSeq lists its product as uncharacterized. Gene Ontology annotation, biological process: negative regulation of DNA-templated transcription. Gene Ontology annotation, molecular function: transcription corepressor activity. Gene Ontology annotation, cellular component: nucleus. The transcript has 7 exons. The record is from RefSeq and is a predicted model, not a curated record. Lineage: Eukaryota; Viridiplantae; Streptophyta; Magnoliopsida; Fagales; Betulaceae. The coding region runs from base 33 to 1787 and encodes 584 amino acids.
GUGGAGAAAUUGGGGAGAAGAGGGCAGAAAGAAUGGAAGGCGAAGAGGGAGGAGGAAUAAGGCUGAGUAAGAGGUUCUCGGACAAGGGCGGUGGAGGUGAAGUGGAUUACAAGACAAAGGCAGGCACGGCAUGGAGCCAUUCGUACCUGAACCAAAAGCCAUGGCAUCCCCUCUCCUAUCCCAACCAACGCCGCAAGUGGAUUGCCGAGCAGACCCACGCCCAGCGCGACCGCCGAGCCGAGGAAGUCGCUCGCGAGUAUGCUCAGGAGCAGGAAUUCUUUCGGCAGUCCGCUCUCAUCUCCAAGAAAGAAAAGGAAAAGGUGGAGAUGAUGAAAGCUGUUAGCUUCAUGUAUGUACGCCCACCUGGUUACAAUGCUGAAAGUGCCAAAGCUGCAGAUAUUGCUGAUGAGAAGAAAAGAGAGGAACAGAAUAACCCCUCUCAAGACCCACUCGCUGAUGGGGCCUCUACUGCAAUGCCACCAGAAUCUGUUCCUGUCAGAGGUGAAGAAAAGAAGAAACCGAGACCAAAAGAUGUUUUUGGGCGUCCAUUACCAACUGAAGAAGAAUUUGAAGUAUUAAAAAAUGCUCCUCGGAUGGAGACUGGUGUUCCUGCCAGAGUGAAACCAUUUGGAGUUGAAGUGCGCAAUGUGAAAUGUCUAAGAUGUGGAAAUUAUGGCCACCAAAGUGGUGACCGCGAAUGUCCAUUGAAGGAUGCUAUAAUGCCUAAUGAAGAGAGUCGACUGAAAAGAGAUGACCCCUUAAAUGCCAUACUUGCCCAUGCAGAUCCCAGUGAGCCUCUAAAGUGGGAGCUUAAGCAAAAACCAGGAGUUAGCCCUCCCCGGGGAGGGUUUAAACUGGAUGAUCCCAACCAGCAAAUAGUAGCUGAUGACAUAUUUGAUGAGUAUGGAGGGUUCCUCAGUGGGGGUGAUAUCCCCAUGUUUCUGACCAACUUCUCUGACAAAUCCAAGAAGUCCAGAAAGAGGAGUAAGCGAAAAAAGCAGCAGCCACAACCUAGUAGAGAAUUGAACGAUCCAAAUGAAGAUGAGUUAUCUUCUGAGGAUGGGGAGAAGAGAUCAAAGAAGAAAAAAUGCAAGACGAAGAAAAAAAGGCGAAAUCAUUCUGAAUCGAGUUCAUCAGACAGUACAGAGUCUGAUAGACGCAAAAAGAGCAGACACAAGCAUUCUUAUUCAUCUGAAGAUUCUGCUGCUGACAGAAAUGGUAGAAGUAAAAAGUGCAGGGACGAGCGUUCUUACUCAUCUGAAGAUUCUGACCUUGAUAGGCAUCAUAAAAGUGACAAGAGCAGACCCAAGCGUUCCUUUUCAUCUGAAGAGUCAGAGCCUGGGAGGCAUCAUAGAAGUUACAAGAGCAGACACAAGAAUUUCUAUUCAUCUCAAGAUCCCGAAUCUGAGAGGCAUCAUAGAAGUUACAAGAGCACGCACAAGGAUUCCUAUUCGUAUGAAGAGAGGCGUCAUAGAGGUGACAAGAGUAGAGACGAGCGUUUGUAUUCGUCUAAAGAUUCCGACCUUGAGAGGCAUCAUAGAAGUGACAAGAGUAGAGACAAGCGUUUGUAUUCAUCUAAAGAUUCCGACCUCGAGAGGCAUCAUAGAAGUGACAAGAGUGGAGACAAGCGUUUGUAUUCAUCUAAAGAGUCCGACCUCGAGAGGCAUCAUAGAAGUGACAAGAGUAGAGACAAGCAUUUGUAUUUGUCUAAAGAUUCCGACAUCGAGAGGCAUCGUAGAAGUGACGAGAGCAGAAACAAAAAGCCUCAUCCGCAUUCGUUGGAGUAAAUAUCAUCCCCAUCAUCACUAUUACUGGCAUCAGUCUGAUGCUUUGUAAGAAUGAGAUUUCGAAAUUCUUGUAUAUACUUGAAUGAUCUGGCUGGAUAAGUGCUGUCACGUUGCAAGUUAAUAAUUUUAACCGUGAAAAGGAGAUACUAAAGGGAAUCAAAUGUGUCUCUUGGGGUUGUUUCAUGUAGAUCAGCCGAUGCUCAUCAUAAUGUUACUAUAUGAAGCUUGCUUCCUAUCUGACGUUUGUGUCGUUGGUCAAUUGGUCGUGUAAACUCCCCUAUUACAUCACACUUCUCCAUCAGGUUCUGCAUUGGAGCAACCUUGAAUUUUCCGAUUUGAAGUUGAUAGCUCGUGUAAUGUGGAUUGACGUGCAUGGAAAGUAAAUUUUAUUUUGUUUAGUUAUUCUUAUGUAUUUUAUGAACUCCUGAUCGUUGUCCCAUGCAAUUAUGAAUCAUUGCUUGACUGAAAUCAUGAAAGAGAAGGAAAGAGAGGCCGAGUGAAAUCUAUUAUUUUGUUCACUAUUUCCUCUUUCGUUACCAUUUUGGCACUGCUAUAUCAGAAUGGGGUUUCUUGUUGGGAUGCCUACCCUUUUGCAUUCUUGUUUGUAAUAUAUGUUUUAGAUUC